AUGGUUCUAAUCUAUGUUAAAUCUGGUGAAUGGGUGUCUAGUUGCAGUGAAGAGUGGAGUUUCGUGGUAGACACAUCAAGGCGUGGUCGAAUGGUAACAUUAGAAACUACUACUCCAUUGGUGAAUCUCAAGAGGAUCGUGUGUGAGGAUUAUGGGGUGGACCAUAUUGUUCUUAAUACCGAGUUCAGUUAUUCGAUGGUGAAUCAAAGAGGGAAUCCUCCAAUUAUUAUCACCAAUGAUCGGCAAACAUCUAAUUUUGUGGCGUAUGGAAAGAAGGGUUCAUCUACUAUCUUGUGUGUCACGUUCUAUGGUUUGGGUGUAAAUCAAAAAGAACGAGUCAAUAUUGAUUUGAAUAAGGAGCCGUGUGAUUCAAGUAAUGUUGAGGAUGAAGAAGUUCCUGAGAUAACUCGAGCAGAUUUUGUGAAGCCGUCAAAGGAGUCUUGUGAUAUAAGGAAAGAUGAUGUCGCUGCGGAUGGUUCCAGUGAUGCUGGGUUAAGGAUUGAAAACAAUGGAGACAGUAAAAAGGAUGGUCGAGCCUGGAGAGGAGAUUUCUUGAAGAAGGAUCAAAUUUUCAGAAGUAAAGAGGUUCUGAAGGCCACAAUGGAAAUUUUGGCGAUGAAGAAUAAUUUUGAUUACACUGUUUUCAAAUCCACGAGAAAAUGGUGGUAUAUUCGAUGUAAGGAUGCAAUGUGCAACUGGACUGUGCGUGCAGAAGGUAUAGAUGGGUCUACAUAUUUCAUGAUCAACCAGUGCGAGGGAAGACAUUCAUGUGCUCCUUCAAAGAAAAAGAAAUUCGGGAAAACAACAUCGGCAGGAACAAUUGGGACUCUGAUACAUCAUCGAUUUGGUGAUGCAAACGAUGGCCCAAAAGCAAAUGAAAUCAUUCAAUUUAUGAGAUUGGAGCAUAGUUUUGAGAUUACUUACUGGCACGCUUGGGAAGCUCGUGAGUUUGCUAUUGCAGCUGCUAGAGGUAUACCGGAUCGCAGUUAUGCUAAAAUACCAGCAUAUUUGCAUAUGAUUAAAGAAGCUAAUCCUGGUACGCAUACUCACUAUGAAACUAAUGAGAAGGGAAUAUUCAUGUAUCUGUUUAUGUCAUUUGGGCAAUCAGUUAGAGAAUUCUACUGCAAUGCGAAGGGAGUUCUACUUGUUGCUACUGCUGUAGAUGGUAACUCUAAUUUGUAUCCGAUUGCAUUUGGGGUUGUUGAUUCGGAGAAUGACGAUUCAUGGGGGUGGUUCUUCAGACAGUUGAAAGUGGUUAUUGCUGAUUGUCAAGACCUAGCUUUUGUCUCAAAUAGAAAUGCAUCUAUUUCUAAAGCGAGUGGGACUGUCUACCCUCAAUCAUCACAUGAAAUUUGCAUUCAUCACUUGUUGACCAAUGUGGUUCCAUUUUUCAAGACAAAAGGGUUGACUGCCUUGGUGGAAAAAGCUUCACGGGCAUAUAGGUACAUUGAAUUUCAGGAACGUAUCACCGAAAUUUUUGAAAUGAGUCCUGAGCUUGGAAGAUAUCUGCGGGAGGCUGAUGUGCGCAAAUGGGCUCAUUCUCUCUUCCCUGGUGAAAGGUAUGACAUUAGGACCACAAACCCUGCAGAGUCGAUAAAUUCAGUUAAGAGAAUACCUAGAGAAUAUCCGGUUAUUCCUUUGCUAGAUAGUAUAAGAGAACUGUUGACUCGAUGGUUCUAUGAGCGUCGCUUGGUAAGCUCUAAGCAUCUUGAUCCUUUAACCACUAAGGUGGAGAAAAAGAUUGAUAGGAGAAUUGUGAAGGCAAGAGGGUUUCAAGUCUACAAGGUUGACGACUUCAAAUCGCUUGUGAAAGGAGACAUAUAUGAUUGUCAUGUUGAUUUGGAAAGAAGAACAUGCACAUGCGGGAAGUACAAUAUAGGAAAUAUUUCUUGCCGACACGCCAUUCCUGCCAUUUAUUCACGAGCGUGGAGAACCGCCUAUGCGGAAUCCAUUAAUCCAAUAGCAGUUCCAGAGUGUGAAUGGAAUGUCCCUGCUGAGGUUAAACUUGCUAAGGUUUUACCACCAGAGACAAGAAAGAGUGCUGGUCGGCCAAUAAAGAGAAGGUAUGAAUCAGUAGAAGACAAGAUAAAAUCUUCUCAAGGAUCAAGAAAGAAUAAAAAGCACAAGUGCAGUCGUUGUGGUACCGAAGGACACAAGAGAGGAACAUGUGAUUUACCCAUCUAG
Molecule: messenger RNA, 2184 nt
Organism: Brassica napus (rape)
Lineage: Eukaryota; Viridiplantae; Streptophyta; Magnoliopsida; Brassicales; Brassicaceae
Exons: 3
Coding region: 1-2184 (727 amino acids)
Molecular function (GO): zinc ion binding
Source: RefSeq, a predicted model, not a curated record